AUGUCGCUCAAGCCGCUCACACCACCGCUGCGUUUCUCGACGGUCGCUUUUGCGUGUACGGAUCAGCCGCAACCACCAUGGCAGGCCAGUGCCGCUGUCGAUGAUACCGACCCUCGCUCGCAUCCGCACCAUCGCGAAUCAGUGUAUCGCGGAGCAUAUCCCAAAGCUAGAAAUUUGUCCUUUCUCUCUCGAUUACAUCUGCGCACGGUCCUCAGUCUCACUCCAAGACCGCUCGAUAAUGACGUUGCCAUUUUGGAAUGGGCGUCAUCCACAGAUUCAUUGCCGUCUUCCUCGCUAACCACCGUGGCAGGCAAGGCGUCCAAACUCGGCAUUCAGCUCUUUCAUGUGCGUUGCGAGAAGCCAAAAGAGGAGAGCGGAGGUCUGACCCGCGAAGGCGCUGCUCGAGCUCUUUCCAUCCUGCUGGAUCGACGCAAUCAUCCCAUCUACAUUCAUUGUUUGGAUGGCGUCGAAGUGACCAGCACUCUUGUGGCUUGUCUGCGCAAAGUGCAAGCAUGGUCGAAUCCCGCAAUUCUGGCCGAGCUUGGACGUGCACUGCGCGACUCCAACUCUUCCGAGUGGACAGAGGUACCUUCGCAUCUCUCUGCGUUUCUUACCAAGUUUGGUCAGCCCGACGGCGUACGGCUGCCGCCCCGGAACCACAUUCCCUCCUGGCUUUGGCCAGCGCCGAAUAUGCUUUCGGUCCUAGCAGAUCCAUACGCAUGGGCAGCCUCUUCCCAUCCUCCUCACCUUUCCAAUGGCCACGUUCAACAUUCACACAGCUCAGCCAGCAGCACCUCUAAUGAACCCUCCAUGUCUAGGAAUCCUUCGUACACAACAGCGCUCAACGGCUCAUGCGACACCAAUGUUGGUGUCGCCUCGCGAACCUCUCCGCAUCCGCCGAUCCAUCCGCGUUUGCGACGCGAUCGCCAGCUGCCCAUCCACCAUCCGACCUUAAAGCUCCAUUUUGACAUAGACCCAGAUCUACCUCCCGAGCCCGUCUUUCUGCUCUCAUCCGCUUCGGCAUCUUCGGCAUCUACUGCAUCUUCGCAGCGACCCUCAACACCAUCACGUUCCCUGCACAUGCAUUCUCGCACCUCGUCACACAACAGCAAUGCAAGCUGGCACACACCGCCACAUUCGCGGCCUACAAGUCGUGCGGGCCGACCGUCUACCAACAGCUCGCAAUUGCAUGCCGGUAGGUCUGCAUCUCUGAUGCCGGAUGAGGACAGAGCAGGCACAGCCGGCCAAGCGCGCAGAGCCGCGAGUACUGCUCGUGGCAUCACAUCUUCAUUGAUCAGUCCGAGCCCGACAUCUACACGCUUACAGGCACCGACAAGUGUGAUUCCUUGUGUGGCGGCAUUCCUUGAAGACCAAGUGCAAGGUCACGAUGCAGUCGGGUCUGCUUUGCUUAGCCACCAGCAACACGAUUCGCCAACUCGACGCGCACGCUCCAAUCUCGCGCAAGAAAGUCGGCUGUACCUACGUACCGCGAAUGAGACACCGCAAGAGUCUGGACGAGACUCGGAUAGCACGCAGCGAACGCCGACGAGCACCAUCUUGCCCGAUGCAGACACCGAGGAAGUGGACGUGAGCACGCCUCGAGCCAGACCGACCACGUCUAGCAACUACAAGAUCGGCAUCGCCGGCACCAUCUUCCACCAUGACGAUGACAUUACGGACAAUGAGGCGGAACAUGCGGGGUGCAGUCAAACACAGGCUGUCCGGAGACACGAUGCGGAAAGGGCGAGGAUAACUGUGCCGUUGGAGCAGCGACGGAGACGGCUGGUGUUGGAUGACGCCGGAGAGCAGACACCGACUAAAGCGAAUGGCUUGGCGCAAACCUCUUGGCAUGUUGCCGGUCAGCGCACCGCGGAUGUAUUGUCAGAGCGCAUAGCUGCCAUGGCCGCACACCAAGCAACGCGCAAUUUCACUUCAUCCGAUUCGGCAUUAUCAAAAGACUCUUCGCUUUCAGAAACCGUAUACAGCGCUCACAGCUCCAUCGAUGGGCACAGACCAGUCUACAUCGUCCAGUCUCCGACCUCCAACGAACCAGACGACGAUCGCGCUUCAGCAUCGCAAACCACCCGCACCGCCUACCCAGAUAAACAAGUCAGUCAGGCGAACCACACGCAGCGAGCUCGCACAGAAGCAACACAGCAAGACGAUCAGGAGCAAGACGAUCAGGAGCAAGACAAUGCAGAACACGAGGACGUGGACGUGCAGGAGCAAGACGACGAGGAAGAUGAGGAGGAAGACGAAGACGACGAGGAGGAGGAGGAGGAAGACGACGAGGAGGAGGAAGAUGAGGAAGACGAGGAGGAAGAUGAGGAGGACGACGAAGAAGACGAAGAAGACGAGGACGACGAGGACGAUCUCGCUUUGCAGGCUCUGGAUCUGGAAGGAUACUGA
Messenger RNA from Mycosarcoma maydis (corn smut), 2409 nucleotides. RefSeq lists its product as uncharacterized. Gene Ontology annotation, molecular function: phosphatase activity. Bases 1 to 2409 code for a protein of 802 amino acids. The record is from RefSeq and is a predicted model, not a curated record. NCBI's taxonomy places the organism in Eukaryota, Fungi, Basidiomycota, Ustilaginomycetes, Ustilaginales. The transcript has a single exon.